UCUUUCAUUCUCAUUUCAUCCCUUCUCUUUCACUUCAAUCCUUAGUAGGCCUGCCCCCAACCCACCAUCUUUUCCAUUCAUAAACUAAUAAUAAUAUCUUUUCUCUCUCCCUCCCUCUGUUUUUCAAGAAAUCCACUUGAUCUCUUCCAUCCCAAUAAUCAUCUUUUUUAUCUUCAAACCGACAUUCUUCAAUUCCCAUAAAUGAUUAUCAUCUUCUUCCUAAGUAGAUUUCAAUUGGGUUGAUUUCAAAUUCAAGAUUUACAAAGGAGUCAAUAAGCUUCUGAAUUCUGCUUUCAAGAAUCACCAUGAAUAUCCCUUGUUUCCAGAACAUUACAACGUAUACGGCCAAUAAUGCAACUCGCCAGCUACUAUACAAAACUCAUCCUUCCAAAUGACCACUUUACCCUUACUCAUCAAAAUGACUAAACUACCCUUAACACCCUCUUCCCGCCAAAUCACAAUCAUCUUCAUAAUCUCACUCGCCGGAAUCUUUUUCCGGCCAGCUUCCGGUUCAUCGUCAAACCCUGAAGUCAACGCACUGCUUGACUUCAAAAACCACUUCGAAGACCCGUUAAAUUACUUAAAAUCAUGGAAGAUCACUGAUUCCCCAUGCCAAUUUUAUGGUGUGAUCUGUAACAACGAAACGGGUCGGGUCACUGAUAUUUCACUGAAUUACAAAUCACUCACCGGAAAAAUCUCUCCGGCGAUUUCAGCUCUUCGGAAUUUAAAAUCGCUCGUGAUCCCGUCAAAUUUCAUCUCCGGCGAGCUUCCGGCGACAAUUGCCAACUGUACGGAUCUUAGAGUUUUGAAUGUGAGUUCGAAUAAUAUUACCGGUGAGGUACCCGAUCUUUCGAAGUUAAUAAAUCUGGAGAUUCUGGAUAUUUCCGAUAACUACUUCACCGGAGAGUUUCCGAAUUGGACCGGGAGUUUGACCGGGUUAACCGCACUCAGUCUUGGAGAUAAUAACUUUGAACCGAGUGGUAUACCGGAAAAUAUUGGGAAUUUGAAGAAUUUAAAUUUCCUUUAUUUAAGGGGUAGUCAAUUGACAGGAGAAAUACCCGAUUCGAUAUUUGAUUUGAAUAAUUUAGGAACGCUAGAUCUCGCCGGAAAUAAAAUUUCUGGCGAGUUUCCGGUGGGGAUCACAAGAAUGAGAAAUCUCUGGAAAAUUGAGCUGUUUGAAAACCAGUUGACCGGAGUAAUCCCGCCGGAGAUUGGUAAUCUAAACCUGUUACAAGAAUUCGAUAUUUCGAAGAACGAAAUGCAUGGAGAGUUUCCGGUGGAGAUGGGGAAUUUGCAGAAUUUGACUGUGUUUCAAUGUAAUACGAAUUAUUUCUCCGGUGAACUUCCGGUGGGAUUCGGAGAUAUGAAAUAUCUAAAGGGGUUUUCAAUUUACCGGAAUAAUUUCUCCGGUGAGUUCCCGGAGAAUUUCGCGAAGUUUGCUCCGUUGGUUGAAAUCGAUAUAUCGGAAAAUAAAUUCUCCGGUGGGUUACCGGAGUUUUUAUGUGCAUCCGGGAAGCUUCAGAAACUGUUGGCUGUUGAUAAUAAUUUUUCCGGUGAGCUGCCGGAAAGUUAUGGUAAAUGUAAGUCUUUAUUGAGGUUUCGAGUUAAUCAGAAUCAGUUAUCUGGAAAUGUUCCUGAUCAGUUAUGGGCUUUGCCUUUGGUUGAGAUGAUUGAUGUUAGUGGUAAUAACUUCACCGGACGAAUUUCUCCGGUCAUCGGAGUUUCCAUCAGUUUGACACAGUUGUUACUGUUCAACAAUGGGUUUUCGGGUUCAGUUCCAGCCGAAAUCGGGGAAUUAACACGCCUUGAAAAGGUUGAUUUGUCGAAUAACAAGUUUUCCGGUGAAAUUCCAUUGCAAAUUCGGGAUCUAAAGCAGUUAUCUUACUUGCAUCUUGAGCAUAACUUGUUUUCGGGUUCGAUUCCGGUUGAGAUUGGUGAAUGUGAGAAGCUGGUUGAUUUGAAUUUGGCGGGAAAUGUUUUAACCGGAAACAUUCCCUCCAGUUUGGCGGGUGUUUCGUCGCUAAAUGCGCUUAACUUGUCGCAAAAUCAGUUGACGGGUGGGAUCCCGGAUAAGCUCAGGCGGUUAAGGUUAAGCUCGAUUGAUCUUUCGGUUAAUCAGUUGUCUGGAAGCGUUCCGUCUGAUCUUUUAAGCAUAGGAGGGGAUGCUGCAUUCGCCGGUAACGAUAAGCUUUGCGCGAAAGAGGAUUUGGGGCGGAGAGUGAGUUCAGGAUUGGACAUUUGUGACGGUACACAUCACCGUCGCGAAAUCGACAAAAGCAAACUACUUUUGUUUUGUAUCUUGCUCUUUAGUUUGAUGGUAGUGUUAGGAGGGUUAGUGUAUGCUAGUUACAAGAACCUUCAGACGCGUCGCGAAAAGGGCGACACCAAACACGGGUUUGAUGAGGAGAAAGGGACUGGAAACCCGAAAUGGAAACUCGAAAAUUUCCAUCAGAUCGAAUUCGAUGUGGAUGAACUAUGCAAUUUGGAUGAAGGGAAGUUGAUUGGAGUUGGAGGUACUGGGAAAGUGUACCGGGUCGAAUCGAAAAGGUCCGGGCUAACGGUCGCGGUUAAGCAGAUCGGGAAGGGGAACAAGCUGCAAGUUAUGACAGCCGAAAUCGGGAUCCUUGGGAAGAUUCGUCAUCGCAAUAUACUGAAACUUUACGCUUGUUUGAUGAAAGGGAAUUCGAGCUUUUUGGUUUUCGAGCAUAUGGUUAAUGGGAACCUAUACGAGGCGUUGGGUCGAGUUGUGAAGAACGAGCAGCCCGAGUUAGAUUGGGUUCAAAGGUACAAGAUCGCAUGCGGGGCUGCAAAAGGGAUUGCUUACUUGCACCAUGAUUGUACUCCUGCUAUUUUGCAUCGCGAUAUCAAGUCGAGUAACAUUUUGCUCGAUAAAGAUUUUGAGGCAAAGAUUGCCGAUUUUGGGGUGGCGAGGAUCGCGGACGAGGAAUUCUUAGGGUCGGACUCCAACUGUUUCGUGGGCACUCAUGGUUAUAUCGCCCCCGAGUUGGCAUACACGCUAAAAGUGACUGAAAAGAGCGAUGUUUACAGUUUUGGAGUGGUGUUACUAGAACUGGUGACGGGAAAAAGAGCGAUAGAGGAGGAGUACGGUGAAGGAAAGGACAUAGUGUAUUGGGCCUUGUCCAACCUUAACAACAGUGAAAACAUCCUUAAACUUCUCGAUCCUAAGUUAAUCUCCGACGAAACAAAUGAUUUAGCCGAUGACAUGAAAAGGGUGUUGAAGAUUGCUUUGCUUUGCACCACGAAGCUUCCGAAUCUAAGGCCGAGCAUGAGGGAGGUUGUCAAGAUGCUCACCGAUGCGGAACCUUACAACUGUUUAAGCCCGAGAGACGAUCGCGACAAGUUUGGAAAGGGUUUGGUCUAAUGGUAUAUCUCUAUGAACUAUUGAAACUGGCGAGUCUUAGUGCAACUAGACAUUUUCACGGUUAUGUAAGUUUGUAUUAUAUUUGAAUUAAACCCAAUUGUAUGAUAAGAUAUGUGAUAGUGUUUGUGGUACUCUUUAAUAUAUAAAAAAAGUUGAACAACUAAUAAAUCUAUCUUUAUUAUUA
Messenger RNA from Helianthus annuus (common sunflower), 3566 nucleotides. RefSeq names its product receptor protein-tyrosine kinase CEPR2. The record is from RefSeq and is a predicted model, not a curated record. The coding region runs from base 392 to 3382 and encodes 996 amino acids. Gene Ontology annotation, molecular function: receptor serine/threonine kinase binding; ATP binding; protein kinase activity. Gene Ontology annotation, biological process: protein phosphorylation. The transcript has 3 exons. NCBI's taxonomy places the organism in Eukaryota, Viridiplantae, Streptophyta, Magnoliopsida, Asterales, Asteraceae.